GGAAAACCGUAUCUCUUUCGAUGACUCUGAAUGGAAGAGCCUUCUCGAGAACUUUUGCUCUAAACGACUGGACGACUGGGCAAAUGAAGUCCUUGCAACACCAUCGCGCUGGAGCAUCAAGGAAGAAUCUAUUAUGAAUUUAUAUCACAUCCUCGCACUCUUGCCACAUCUACCUAAUAUCGUCGACGCCGUCGCAAGGGUUGUAGACGCCUUACUCUCAUUGAAUUUGGACGCUCAUCGGGUGUACCAAGACUCGCCCGCAAAUCCAGCCUGGUGUCUCGGCGCGUGUUUCAAAGCACUGGCUAAAUGCAAAGGAUGGAAUAAAGGAUCGAGCGUAGAUGCUUGGUUCAAUAAAUGCGUCAGUAGCUAUAGUUGGAAUCCCUCAGUACUCGAAGGCUUGGCAUCCCUCUCGCAAUUUUGCGGUCAACCAAUGGCGUUCACAGAUGUAUUUCAAGCUUUGAUUCCCGCUUUGACAUCCCAUAUCAACUCCCUUCGGCGCAGUAGCCUGCAAAUCCUGGCGAGUAAAGCUGUAAGACGGAGUGCGGAAGAAGAGACCGCAGUAAAUAUCUGUUUACAAGCGGAGAGUGUCGAGUUGUCAAGCACUCGUGCCCCAGAACGCGUCUUGAAAACGUCCAGGAUCGAGAGAUCCCUGAAAACUCGUAACAAUAGCGCAGUUCAAAGUCAAUCUGAUGCCUUGGAAAUGCAAAGCUUGUUUGACGAGGCCAGCUUGUUUGACAAAGCCCCCAUAUGGGCGGUAGAGGUCGAUAAGGAGUAUCCAUAUCAAGAAGAUGAAAAGACCUGGAGAAAUCCUGGUCUUCAAGAGACGUACAAUGCUCUGAGUUUGGUCAAGACGAACAAUGAUUCAUCAUCCUUGAUCAAGGUGAGAACCCCUUUCUCCGACAUCAAGCUAUGUUCUGAACUUUUCAAGGACCAACUGGUGGAGGAGAGAUUUGACCGAGAGAACUACGAAAAGCAGUUAUUAAAGACGUUAGAAGGUUGCGCACAAUAUGCAGAACGUCACAACCGCGAUCUUAUCCCACUGUUUCUCUCAUUCGCUUCUCCUGAGCAUGGAACACGUACCUCUCACCACAAGCUCUCCUCUUGGCUGACACUGUUGGCUAAAUUCAAUAACCCGAAAGGUGUCUAUUCUGCCACUUCAUUACACUCCUUAUACAAUUCCCUCCUAUCGCAUCCGGACCGAGUCUUACAGCGCCUUUCCAUGGACUGUAUCUUCUCAUACAAGAACAAAGCCAUUACCGAUCAUGAAGAUACUAUAAGGGGGUUGCUCGAUGACGCGACGUGGAAGGACCACCUCACCGGGCUUGACCUAGCAAGCGCCAUGCAGACUCCAGAGCGAUCCGAAUACGUCGAAAUCCUCAUUCGCUUGUUCUAUGGUAUGAUGAGAGAGCGUCGUGGUCGUAACAAACCCCAGGACAGACGCGUGACUCUCCUCUCCGCCCUGAGGCAAUGCCAGGAUGAGGAAUUGGCUACACUUGUAGAUCUUAUGCUACAGCCAUUCCAGCUAAUGAACUUCCCGUCAUCUGGAACCAUCUCCGCAGUAUCUACACUACCACACUCGAUCACGGGCAAGCAGCAAACGAUAAUCAUGAUCGUGGGCAACGCCCAACAGGACAUCCAACAGGCGAAGACACAUGAAGACGCUAUGCAAGACGAUGAAGAGACCAACGAAGAUGACAACGUCCCAGAAGAAGGAGAUUCUAAU
Messenger RNA from Acaulospora colombiana, 1723 nucleotides. The record is from the annotation of a GenBank genome assembly. NCBI's taxonomy places the organism in Eukaryota, Fungi, Glomeromycota, Glomeromycetes, Diversisporales, Acaulosporaceae.